Messenger RNA from Postia placenta MAD-698-R-SB12, 390 nucleotides. RefSeq lists its product as hypothetical. The transcript is spliced from 3 exons. Lineage: Eukaryota; Fungi; Basidiomycota; Agaricomycetes; Polyporales; Adustoporiaceae. Bases 1 to 390 code for a protein of 129 amino acids. The record is from RefSeq and is a predicted model, not a curated record.
AUGGAACUUGUGUACGGUAAGGUAGAGAUCUCGGAUAGAGAUGAAACCAUCUUAGCGAUUGCUCGGACUAUGGAUGGUAUUGGCCGUGAUGGCGGGUACCCGUGCCUGACAAUUCCUGAUAAUAUUCCCAUUGUACGCUGGAUACCGUCUUCGCUUCCAGGGGCGGGGUUCAAGAGUAAGGCCGAUGUCGCAAAACGAGCUACAAUAGACGCGCGAGAACGUCCUUACAAGAUGGCGCGAGCAGCGAUGAGUGCUGGUGCGGCAAAAACGUCCUUUACCCAUGCCUGUAUUGAAGAGGCGAACGCACGAGGGCUACUUUCCGCGGAGGAAGAAGACGAUAUCAAGAUAAUGGCAGCUAUGGUGUAUAGAGGUGCUCCAAAACAAUUGUAA